AUGGUUGAUAUUGAAGUUCAAACUCAAUCACAAGUGAUACAAGCUGAUAGUGAGGCAAAGGCAAGUGUGCAACCUCCAAGUGAUGAAGGUAAUGAGCAGUCAGACAAAGAUUCGUGGCACUCAGAGGAGUUGAAGAGCCCAAUUAGUACAGAUGAUGAGGAUGAUGAGAAGGCUGUUUUCCCAAUUUUUAAUCCAAAUUCAACCUUUGGUCAAGUUCACCUAGAGUUGGGGAUGGAAUUUGAAAACCUUGACUUGUUUAAGGAUGCGCUUAGAGACUACACAAUUCACCUAGGAAGGGAAUUUGUUUGGAAGAAGAAUGAUCGUGAAAGGGUUAGAGCGAAGUGUAAGGAACAAGAGUGUAAGUGGGAGAUUUUUUGUUCUUGGAACAAAGGUGAAAAAUGUUUCCAAGUCAAAACUUUCAAUAGUGAACACUCAUGCGCUAGAGUUUUCAAAAACAAAACAGCAAAGAAAAAGUGGAUCUCUAAGAAGCUUGAGGCAAAGAUUAGGCAGCAGCCAACAAUCACAUAUAUACAAGACUUUGAUUACUUAAAGGAGGAAUUUGGAGUGCAAAUUAACGACACCAAGCUAUUUAGGUCAUUAAAAGAAGCAAGACAGUUGGUGGAAGGUGAUGUUAACCAACAAUACGCAAAGAUUUGGGACUAUGCUCAUGAGUUACUUAGGAGUAACCCGGGGUCAACAACUAAGAUUGAUUGUAUUCCUAUUCCCAAUGCUCCACCUCAGUUUCAACGUUUCUAUGUAUGUCUAGAAGCUUGUAAGUUAGGUUUCAAGGCUGGGUGUAGACCAUUCAUUGGUCUAGAUGGUUGUUUUUUAAAGGGUUAUUAUGGGGGACAACUACUAGCUGCAGUUGGACAAGAUGCAAACAACCAUAACUACUGUAUUGCUUAUGCAAUUGUGGAUGCUGAGAAUAAAGACAACUGGAGAUGA
This is a messenger RNA of Glycine soja, 945 nucleotides long. RefSeq lists its product as uncharacterized. The coding region runs from base 1 to 945 and encodes 314 amino acids. Lineage: Eukaryota; Viridiplantae; Streptophyta; Magnoliopsida; Fabales; Fabaceae. The transcript is spliced from 2 exons. The record is from RefSeq and is a predicted model, not a curated record.